Rhagoletis pomonella (apple maggot) is the source of this 2875-nucleotide messenger RNA. RefSeq names its product endoplasmic reticulum metallopeptidase 1-like. Gene Ontology annotation, molecular function: metalloexopeptidase activity. Gene Ontology annotation, biological process: proteolysis. The record is from RefSeq and is a predicted model, not a curated record. Lineage: Eukaryota; Metazoa; Arthropoda; Insecta; Diptera; Tephritidae.
GACUUUGAGGUGCCGAAGAAGCUCAACUGGUAUUAUGCGCCAGUUUUCACCGCAUUCUGGAUGAUAAUCUAUUUCAGUAUAGUGAUUACACAAGUUAAUCGUCUACCCACGCCACUAACACGGAAAGAUGAGUUAACGCAUCCUGAUGCCUACAUAGCGGAACGUGCCGAACAGAUACUGAUCAACCUUUCACGCAUCGGCCCGAAGGUGGUGGGCAGUGAGGCGAACGAAGUGAAGGCUGUGGAAUUCAUAGUCGGCGAACUCAACAAAGUUAAAGAACAAAUGAGCGAUUACUUUGAACUGGAAAUUGAUGUUCAAGUGGCCACCGGUUCAUAUGUGCACUGGACUAUGUUGAAUAUGUAUCAGGGCAUACAAAAUGUGGUGGCGAAAUUGAGCGAAAAAAAUAAUACGAGUUCGAAUUAUUUGCUUAUGAAUUCGCAUUUCGACAGCGCGCCUGGCAGUCCGGGUGCAUCAGAUGAUGGUUCGAUGGUAUCGACUAUGUUGGAAGUGUUGCGCGUCAUUGCGAAAUCUGAUGGACCACUCGCACAUCCCAUUGUGUUUCUGUUCAAUGGCGCAGAGGAGAAUCCUUUGCAGGCAUCGCAUGGUUUCAUUACACAGCAUAAAUGGGCACAGAACUGCAAAGCUCUUAUCAACUUGGACUCCGCUGGUUCAGGCGGACGUGAGGUGCUUUUCCAAUCCGGACCCGGUAACCCAUGGCUGAUGAACUAUUACCGCCGCGUGCCACAUCCAUUCGCGAGUACGUUGGCCGAGGAGCUCUUUCAAAAUAAUUUCAUACCAUCUGAUACAGACUUUCGAAUUUUUCGUGACUACGGUGGUGUGCCUGGUUUGGAUAUGGCCUAUAUCUUCAAUGGCUAUGUCUAUCACACAGAGUUCGAUCGCUUCAAUGUCCUGGCAAAAGGUUCGCUGCAAAAUACAGGCGAUAAUGUGCUAAGUUUAGCGAGGUCAAUUGCUAACGCGCCUGAAAUGGAUAAUCCAACGGGCUACGAGUCGGGUACUGUUAUUUUCUACGACUUCAUCGGUUGGUUCAUCCUUUACUAUUCAAUAAAUACCAGUAUCAUCAUCAACGGCAUUGCUUGCUUGGGGGCUAUCGUCGCCAUAUUCCUUUCGCUUUACUUCAUGUCCGCCCGAUCGGGGCUGGGUUGGUUAGCAAUUGGUCGUCGAUAUGCGCUCUCGUUUGCCGUACAAGUACUCGGACUCUCAUUGGGUGCAGUUUGGGUAAUAAUAAUAGCAGUUUUUAUGGACGGUGUGGGACGUUCUGAGACAUGGUUCUCUAACACUUGGUUGAUAUAUGGUCUCUAUUUUUGUCCAAUGUUUUUCUGCAUGGGUAUAUUUCCGGCAAUGUUUCUGGAACGUACAAAGAAGGAUCUGCUGAGCUUGGGUUUUCGCAUACAGCUCUUCAUGCACUCGCAUUGUUUAAUUCUUGUUUUGCUAACGAUCAUCUUAACGGCGCUGAGUGUGCGUUCGGCCUAUAUGUGUAUGAUGGCUGUUUUCUUUGACAUCGCAGCCUUGAUCAUAAACUUGAUCACGAAAUGGCAUCGCAGAGCGUAUUGGUUCGCUAUCACCGUAAUUAUUUGCCAAAUCUUGCCAUUCAUAUACUACACAUCAACAGCAUAUACCAAUUUGGCCUCUAUGAUACCGAUGGUUGGUCGCUCAGGAUCCGGUACAAAUCCGGAUUUGCUAAUUGCUGCCAUUGCAAUCUUCUUUUCCUGCCUAUUUGCAGGUUUUCUGAUGCCGCUCUACCUGUUCUUCCGUAAAACGCGUACAAUCAUGCUUUGCUUCUUGGGCGUUACGAUUCUCUUCAUCGUACUGGCUGUAACGCCAGUUGGUUUCCCCUACACGCCCAAAGUGGCCACCCAACGCUAUUCGCUGCUCCAUGCAAAUCGCAUACUCUAUAAUGCCGAUGGCACAGCGCGCGUCAAUGAAUCGGGCAUUUAUAUCUUCCCACAGGAUCGUCGCAUACACGAAGUGGAUGAUAUUAUCAACAGCAUCGGCGUUAAACAACAGGUCGGCGAUAUUUGUAACGACGAAAUUUUCUGCGGCAUGCCAUUGUUGAAUCAUCGUUGGCACAAAGCCAGAGAAACUAGUUUCUGGAUAACCAUAGACGAACAACCGAAUAUUCCCAGCGAUAAACCGCUACUAACUUUGACAUCCCAAACCGCAUUGGAUACUGCAAAUACGCAGCGUUACAACUUCACGCUUGCCGGCCCCGAUCACAUGGCAAUCUAUAUUGGACCUAAAGCGUCGAAUAAAAUUGUCAAUUGGUCAUUCAACGAAACAAUGUUGGGCGAUAGUUGGAGCCCACCGUUCUUUAUUUACUACUCGUAUGGUAAAGAUAGCAGCGCUUUGGAGUUCUUCAUCGACUUGGAGGUUCUCGCCGACAACUCAACCACAGAGAACUUAGAAAUCGGUAUAGUUGGCCAUUGGAUCCAUCAGACGAAUACACGCCCUGACGAAUAUGAAAAAUUCAUACAAAGCUUUCCGGACUAUGCUUUUGUUGUCGAUUGGGUUGCCACCUACGAAAGUUGGCUGUUUUGAAUAGAUAUGUAUGAGGCAAUAAUUAACCAUUGUCAUUCAUAUGUAUGGAAACUCGAAAACGUUCACAUCAUGCGAUUGUUAGAGCUUCUAUAUGUAUUUGUUGUUAUUUCUUACUUUUUUAAGAAAUUCUCUUAACCAUUAAAUAUUAUGUGAGGCCAUAAGAACCACAGUAGCCUAUCAAAAAAGAAAGGUCUGAUAGUUGAGAACUAACGACAUAGUUGCGAUCUAAGGCCUUAACUUUUACGCCUUGGAAAAAACCAGUGCUGCUCUGGUUAUUUGCAAAAGGAGCAGUGCCUGCAAUAUCUGCAAUUUUAUUUUU